Molecule: messenger RNA, 4640 nt
Organism: Lemur catta (Ring-tailed lemur)
Lineage: Eukaryota; Metazoa; Chordata; Mammalia; Primates; Lemuridae
Gene: LIN54
Product: lin-54 DREAM MuvB core complex component
Exons: 13
Coding region: 105-2354 (749 amino acids)
Biological process (GO): regulation of DNA-templated transcription
Cellular component (GO): nucleus
Source: RefSeq, a predicted model, not a curated record
CCGCCGCCGCCGCGGCUGCUGGGAGCCCGGGGAGCGCCGCGCGAGGAGGGGGCGGCGGCGCCGCCGGCUUGGUGCCCGAUCCGCUUUCUAGCAGGAGCACGAUCAUGGAGGUGGUGCCAGCUGAGGUGAAUAGUUUGCUUCCAGAGGAGAUAAUGGACACUGGUAUAACUUUAGUGGAUGAUGAUAGUAUUGAGGCUGUUAUUGUUUCAUCCCCAAUUCCCAUGGAGACAGAACUGGAAGAAAUUGUCAACAUAAAUUCUACCGGGGACGCUGCAGCCACGCCCAUUUCCACGGAGCCAAUCACAGUGUACAGUAACCACACUAACCAAGUUGCAGUGAAUACCACAAUUACUAAAGCAGAUUCUAAUACCACAGUGAAACCAGCUUUUCCAAGUGGCCUUCAGAAACUUGGUGCUCAGACUCCUGUGACUGUCUCAGCCAAUCAGAUUAUUUUAAACAAAGUAUCACAGACAUCUGACCUUAAACUUGGCAAUCAGACCCUUAAGCCAGAUGGACAGAAGUUAAUUUUAACAACUUUGGGCAAGUCUGGUUCACCAAUUGUUUUAGCACUGCCCCAUAGCCAACUACCCCAAGCUCAGAAAGUUACCACUCAGGCCCAGUCAGGAGAUGCUAAGUUGCCACCGCAGCAAAUUAAAGUAGUUACCAUUGGAGGGAGGCCAGAGGUGAAACCUGUCAUUGGUGUCUCAGCACUGACCCCAGGAAGUCAACUGAUUAAUACUACAACUCAGCCCUCUGUGUUACAGACCCAACAGUUAAAAACAGUACAGAUUGCUAAGAAGCCUCGAACACCAACCUCUGGUCCAGUAAUCACGAAGCUGAUCUUUGCAAAACCAAUUAAUAGUAAAGCAGUUACAGGACAGACAACUCAAGUCUCACCUCCGGUCAUUGCAGGUAGGGUUCUCUCACAGUCUACUCCCGGGACUCCAUCAAAGACCAUAACAAUAUCUGAGAGUGGUGUUAUUGGAUCAACUUUAAAUUCUACAACACAGACACCAAAUAAAAUAGCCAUCUCACCUUUGAAAUCACCAAAUAAGGCAGUGAAGUCAACUGUGCAGACCAUCACUGUCGGAGGAGUGAGCACAUCCCAGUUUAAGACAAUUAUUCCUCUGGCAGCCGCUCCCAAUGUCCAGCAGAUCCAAGUGCCUGGAAGCAAGUUCCAUUAUGUCCGGCUGGUUACGGCCACGACAGCCAGUAGCUCCAGCCCGCCAGUUAGUCAGAACCCCAGUACAAACACUCAGCCUCUGCAGCAAGCAAAGCCGGUGGUUGUCAACACAACUCCAGUGCGGAUGUCGGUUCCAAUCGUCUCAGCUCAGACUGUCAAACAAGUUGUUCCCAAACCACUCAAUCCAGCGUCACAAAUAGUGACGACUAGCCAGCCCCAGCAGCGGCUCAUCAUGCCUGCCACGCCGCUGCCGCAGAUCCAGCCCAACCUCACCAACCUGCCGCCGGGCACCGUCCUGGCACCCGCCCCGGGAACGGGGAACGUGGGUUACGCGGUGCUUCCAGCUCAGUACGUCACUCAGCUACAGCAGUCUUCAUAUGUGUCCAUAGCAAGUAACUCUAACUUUACUGGAACAUCUGGUAUCCAGACCCAGGCAAGGCUUCCCUUCAAUGGUAUAAUCCCGUCAGAGUCUGCCAGUCGGCCGAGAAAGCCCUGUAAUUGUACAAAAUCUCUGUGUUUGAAAUUGUAUUGUGAUUGCUUUGCAAAUGGUGAAUUUUGCAACAACUGCAAUUGUACUAAUUGUUAUAACAAUUUGGAACAUGAAAAUGAAAGGCAAAAAGCAAUAAAGGCAUGCCUCGACAGGAAUCCAGAAGCCUUUAAGCCUAAGAUAGGGAAAGGGAAGGAGGGAGAAUCAGACCGCCGGCACAGCAAAGGCUGUAAUUGCAAACGAUCGGGAUGUCUCAAAAACUACUGCGAAUGCUACGAGGCAAAAAUAAUGUGUUCCUCCAUAUGCAAAUGUAUUGGCUGUAAGAAUUUCGAAGAAAGCCCGGAAAGAAAGACACUGAUGCACUUGGCAGAUGCGGCCGAAGUCAGGGUACAGCAACAAACGGCAGCAAAGACCAAGUUAUCCUCUCAAAUUUCGGAUCUGCUCACCAGGCCCACACCGGCUUUGAACAGCGGAGGAGGAAAAUUGCCCUUUACAUUCGUAACGAAGGAAGUAGCUGAAGCCACGUGUAACUGCCUCCUUGCCCAGGCAGAGCAGGCAGACAAGAAGGGAAAGUCAAAGGCCGCAGCUGAACGGAUGAUACUCGAGGAAUUCGGACGAUGUUUGAUGAGUGUCAUCAACUCCGCAGGAAAAGCAAAAAGUGACCCUUGUGCCAUGAAUUGCUGACUCUUGCACAAAAGACUGAUGAAUGGAACUGUACAGAAAACUUAAGGUGCAGGGACACUUGAUUUUCUGGAAGAUAGUUUAACAAUUACUGUAUUUUAAUUCAGUCCUUGUUUUAAGAGACCUGAAAUUAUAAUAUUGAAAGAGAAAAAAUUUUAAACGAGGAAACUAGUAUGUUUUAAAUCUUAGUCAAAUCUGCUUAUGCCCCUUCUAAAUUGCAUUUUUCUUUAUUGUAUUAUAUAGCUUUUAAAUUUGCUUGGGUUUCGUAAGAGUUAGAUGUUCUAUCCUUCUGAUUCUAUUGACAAAGAACAUUUAUAAAUUGCUAUAAUUUAUAAUGGAUGGUGUUGGAUGACUUCGUUCAGUAGAAGAAGCCAGAGCAGCAGCGGUUACUGUCCAGUCAUUCAUAGGACUGGACCUCAAAUAUAUUCGGAUAGAAUGUCCAGCAGAAGCAACUCCUUAUGAAACAUUCAGAUGACAUUUUGCAUUUGGAAAAAGCACUUAUCUUUUAAAGAAACAUGAGUGUUUUAGGUUGGAUCCUGGAAUAAUAUCCUGUUGUCACUUUGGGAAUGUCAGAAAGGGAAGUAAUCCCCAGGUACACUUUUAAAAUAAAAAAAAAAUUUUUUUUUAAAAACAUAUAAAAUAUUAAGGGACAGUAAAUAAUUCUCAGAGGAUGGGCAAUCUAUUUCUAUAAUAAGGAAUGGCUAACAUGCUCUGGGAUGUCUCCCAUUUUCCUUCAAAGAGGUGGUAUGUACUUGAAAUGAUAAUAAAUUGUCAAAGUGAUUACUGGGUACUAUUAAAAUGAGAGGUGUGUAUAAGUAGAAGUAAACGUAUUAUUAUGUAGUGGUAUUAUAGAACCUCACAUAAUUAUCAAGUAUAAAAUUUGGCCUCGAUGAAGAAAUAAUAUUGAAGCUGUACAAGAUGAAUUGGAGAAGGAUUUUUCAUCUGUACAAAUAGUUCUCUUCGUAAACUUUUGAACUAAGAGGUUUCAAACCAAUACCUGACUCUUACUUGAUUUACUGAAAUGGGCCUCCUAACAAAGCUUUCAAAAUUAUAGUGGGAAAAAGUCUUUUUAUAAGGGAAAUGUGGCAUUAUUUUUAGCCAGUGUUUUGGUAAGCUGCAGGUAUGAGUGUUUCUCUGUAAUUACUAAAAUAAUCUAAAUCAUUUUCAGUAAUUCAAAAACCCUAUGAAUUUAAGAGCCUAUUAUAAUAAGACUCUUGAUUUUAUGACAACAAAAAACCAUGUUGGAAUUCAGGCAUUUUGUUAGGUACCUUAAUCCUCAGUAAUUAUUAGUAUAUGAUUAUUAUGUUUCCUGCAAGGACUCUAUAGUUGUAUGUAUUAAGUGUGUGUAUAUAUGUUCAUAUGAACAUGCAAGAUAUAGGCAAUAGAAAUUAAGUAAUCCAAAAGAGGAUUCCGUUAUUCAUUAAAGUAUCUUCCUUUUGAAAUUUGGAUUUAUAAAAUUAUAGUGCAGUAACUUUAAAUGUAGAUAGUGCAAACAUUCUUAGCACCUCAAUCUGUUUAAUUAAAAUUUGUAUAAAUGUAAAUUAGUUUAAGAGGAUAAAAUAAUAUCUAAUCAAGUUAUUUUUCAAAAGAUUGCAGUAAGUUUUUGGUCUAAACCUAAACUUUGUUCAUUUUGUACAUAUUCUGUGUUAAUUCUAAUUGCACCUUUGUGAUGUGUAUUUAUAUACAGUGUGCAGAAAAUGUUUGUGAAAUUUCGAUUACAAUUGUAGAUUAUGUAUGAUGGCAUUGCUUAAGAAUGUUUUGCUUGUAAAAAUUUGAAGGUGCAAUCAAAUGCUACUAGUUUUUCUGAUUUCCAAGAAGCUAUCUAAAAUAGUAAGACUUCUCCUUCCCGUGUAGUACUUACUAAACAACUUUUUCUGUUUAGGCAUUUGCGUCAAAUUGCUGAACGAGAUGAAUGGCCACAUUAAUUCAACGAUUUUAAAAGACUAUUUGGGGAGGGUUGGGUAUAUAAUUUUUUAGCUCUAUUUACAUCCCAAAGUAGAAAGAUUAAAUUUAUAUUUACUAGAGCUAUUCAAAGAAUACACUUUUCUAUAUUGUAAAAACAGGACAGCAAAGUAAAUCAUACAGAAAAUAAACAUUUAUACUAUUCUAUAAAAAAAGGUUUUGCCUUUUUUCUUUAGUCCAAUGACACCACUUUUAAUCAUUUAACAUGCAAGAAACCUUUUAAAUUAUCUGAUCUUCAAGUAAAUUUGACAUUACUUCUGAAAACACAGAACUAAAAAAUUCUACCAUUUUGCCCAAUUAUCAUGAACGUAAAUUGCUUUGGAAUGA